Molecule: messenger RNA, 1506 nt
Organism: Metarhizium brunneum ARSEF 3297
Lineage: Eukaryota; Fungi; Ascomycota; Sordariomycetes; Hypocreales; Clavicipitaceae
Gene: esc1
Product: Protein esc1
Biological process (GO): positive regulation of transcription by RNA polymerase II
Cellular component (GO): RNA polymerase II transcription regulator complex
Molecular function (GO): protein dimerization activity; DNA-binding transcription factor activity
Source: RefSeq, a predicted model, not a curated record
AUGUCAGCGAUGGAAACGCAAAGUCAUCAGCCCGUUGCGCCUCACAAAGCCGCCGGGCUGAACAAUAUCCUCAACAACGAUGACCGGCCUUCGACCAACGGCCCUCCACUGCAGCUACGGGACUCUGGCUUCUAUUCAACAGCCGAGGCUUCCAGCAAGCACACAUCCGCCGCCUCCUUCAGCGUGAAUGGCCUUAGCCCAGCAGGCUCUGGAUACCAAUCGUCGCUUGCAGACAAGACGCCUUCCCCGGUGGCCACCAACUUGGUACCCCAAGCGCUCGUCUCGCCUUCGGCAAGCAACAUGAGUGUUGCCUCCAUGGUUUCGCCCACAUCGCCGACCAGUGACCGGAGGUUCGACCGACCGACCUCGAUUGAAUCACAAGGACAGAAUGGGGCCACCCUCGGCGAGAAUCUCGUAAUCAGUGGCGGUCCCAGGCGCGAGAGUGUUGACAGCAGAAUUAACCAGGGUAUCAGUGACAUGCGCCUCGGCUCUUCCCCUUACGCUAGUAACAACCAGUCCACGAGCUCCAUUCAAAAUACUCUUCACUCUCAACGAAAUCCUCGCCCGGGCCUGGAAUCAUUGUCAGUACACAGAAUUUCCAAUGGCUACCAGCCAAGCGCCGACCGAAACCCUGGUGAGCCCAAAGUCAUCAAGACGGCACCUGCGAUUACUGGCCCUGCGACUAGUCACAUUGCCCGAGCUGCUGAACCGACCAAAGGUCAAGCCUGGGCUUUCCCUGAAGAAGAGAUCCAGCGCGUGGGACCACCUGCCCACUACGAUGACUCUCGACGCAGCAGCAUCACAGAGUCUAUCGCUAGCAGCCAAUUCACUACCGAGUCCCGAUUGCCCCCGGGUCAGCGAAGACUAGAGGAUGGAGCUGAUUAUGCUCGCAUGUCGACCGCAUCCAACGAGUUUCCUCCCGUGCACCAUCAUACGAUGCAACACAAGCAGCUGAGCGAUCUCCAGGCCGAAGAAGGAAGCGGUCCUCCCGGAUCCCAGCCUUAUAGUCGGACUCCCGAGUUGAGAGUUAGUCACAAGCUGGCUGAGCGCAAGCGACGGACAGAAAUGAAGGAACUCUUCGAUCAAUUGAGAGAUCUGAUGCCCCAAGAACGAGGAUCAAAGGCAUCAAAAUGGGAAAUCUUGACAAAGGCCAUUGCCGAACACCAGCGUCUAAAUGACUCAAUUCGGGCUCUCCAAAACCACUGCGCCAACGCCUCAACAGAGAAUGAGAUGCUACACCGUGAGGUGCAAGCUUUGCGCAUGGAAGCUGCUCAGUUACGAGGGGAGAUUGGCUCUUCUGGGAACCCUCCCCAGCAGGCGCCACCUCCACCACCCUCACAGGGCUCACAGCCGCCGCCGCCAGCCUCGUACGGCAGCGACAUUUACGCCAAUACCAACAGAACCGAACUGCCACCUCUACGCUCCAUCCACAACGGACCGGACUCCAUGACUGGGGUCCAGUACGAUGCGCCUCGAGUCAACGGCUACCGACAGGAAAGAUACUAG